Messenger RNA from Talaromyces proteolyticus, 2343 nucleotides. RefSeq names its product maltase. Gene Ontology annotation, molecular function: beta-galactosidase activity; alpha-amylase activity. The coding region runs from base 108 to 1853 and encodes 581 amino acids. The transcript has a single exon. Gene Ontology annotation, biological process: galactose metabolic process; oligosaccharide catabolic process. The record is from RefSeq and is a predicted model, not a curated record. NCBI's taxonomy places the organism in Eukaryota, Fungi, Ascomycota, Eurotiomycetes, Eurotiales, Trichocomaceae.
UUUUUUUUUUUGUUACUUUUCUCAUUACUUUACAUUUUCGUCUUGGGCGAUUCUUCUUUUUAUUUGGAACUGUUGAGCACAUUUCCUCGUCCAGAUCCAAGUUCAUAAUGCCAGCCGAGACGACGCCUUGGUGGAAAAACGCUACGAUUUACCAGAUUUAUCCUGCUAGCUUCAAGGACUCCAACGGAGAUGGCAUCGGCGACAUUCCAGGAAUAUUAUCUCAGCUUGACUACAUCCAGUCACUUGGCGUAGACGCCAUUUGGUUAUGCCCCAUGUACGAUAGCCCCCAGUAUGAUAUGGGUUAUGACAUUUCCAACUAUGAGGAGGUAUAUGCUCCCUACGGAACAAUGGCCGAUGUGGAGGCUCUUAUCGCGGCUUGUCAUGAGCGGGGGUUGCGUAUCCUUCUAGACCUCGUCAUUAAUCAUACCUCAUACGAGCACGCUUGGUUCAAGGAGUCUCGCUCCUCCAAGGCCAAUCCAAAACGUGAUUGGUACAUUUGGAAGCCGCCUCGCUACGAUGCGAAUGGUCAACGCCGACCGCCAAAUAAUUGGCGUAGCUUCUUCAGUGGCAGUGCCUGGGAAUGGGAUGAGGUCACACAGGAAUACUAUCUACACUUAUUCGCAGUCCAACAGCCUGAUUUGAAUUGGGAGAACAAGGCCACUCGUGAAGCUAUUUAUGAGUCUGCUAUGGAGUUUUGGCUUCGUAAAGGAAUUGAUGGCUUCCGUGUUGAUACAGUCAACAUGUACAGCAAAGAUCCAUCAUUUCGUGAUGCACAGGUGUUAGAUUCCAGCAUUGAGUGGCAGGCGGCACCUCACCUGUUUUGUAACGGCCCACGUAUUCAUGAGUACGUGCGUGAGAUGGGACAGAUCCUACACAAGUAUAACGCCAUGACAGUUGGUGAGUUACCGCACACGCCACAAGUUGCUGACGUUCUUUCCUACGUCUCAGCACGUGAGCAGCAGUUGAGCAUGGUGUUUCAAUUUGACAUUGUCGACCUUGGCUUUUCCAGAAGCCAGAAAUACGACACGGUUCCACGCAACUGGACCUUGCCUGAACUCAAGCAGCGAGUGCGCUCCACUCAGCACCUCAUGGAAGGAACUGAUGGCUGGAGUACUGCUUUCCUCGAGAAUCACGACCAGGCGCGGUCUGUCUCGCGUUGGGGCUGUACUGAUACCCCCGAACUAUGGGCACGCAGUGCCAAGCUUCUGGCCAUGCUCGUCGCCAGCCUUUCGGGUACACUAUACGUCUAUCAAGGUCAAGAGAUUGGUAUGGUCAAUGCUCCUGCUGAAUGGCCCGUAAGCGAGUACAAGGACGUCGAGAGCAUCAACCACUAUAAAUUUGUACGUGAGUCUACGGCUGAUGACUCCGUGGCGCUGGAGCGAGCAAAGAAAGCUCUGGAUCAUCUAGCCCGAGAUCAUGCUCGACUACCGAUGCAAUGGGACGGAACAGCAAACGGUGGUUUUUCCAGUGACGGCGCUAAGCCAUGGAUGCGUGUUCAUGACAAUUACCAGCUGCUGAAUGUCAAACGACAGACUCUGGAUCCUGACUCCGUGUUGUCCUUCUGGCGCAAGAUGCUACGUGUUCGACGAGCAUAUCCCCAGGUUUUUGCACAGGGUAGCUUUGUCGACACUGACUCUGAGCACGGUUCGCUCUUCGUCUUUGAGAAGAUUGGCGAUGAACAGCGUCUUGUUGUAGCACUCAAUUUUACCGCUGAGCGGCAAGCUGUAGAUUUAGAAACACAUCUCGGCUCAGGCUCGCACAAGAUACUGAUUAAGAACUGCGAGGCAGGAUCACUCCAUGAACUGCAGCCGUACGAGGGUCGAGUGUACAUUGUUGCUAAACAGGGAGCUUAACCCUAUGACUCUAAUCUAAGUAUAUGGGACGACGAUAUAGUACUAGAUUCAGGUCACGUCCCUCUCCUUCUAGCGCUUGGAACUUUGAUGCAAAGAUGAGUUGGUAUUGGAAUACACCGUUUGAUGAUUCUGAAGUCAUUUGGGUGAGUUUUUGUUCAACUUCAUCUAUAUAUACAUGCCCAUCUUUAGAUUAAUGUUCUCUUAGCUCAUCUCGAUUUAAUAUUUCCAUUGGCACCUAUAUCUAGUUCCCAGCAUACCUCAUUUUCGACCCGUGCCUAAUAAGUACAUGUAUUCCUGCCAGAUUUGUUACAUCGUUUAUGCCGUAAUAUUUACUUUAACUAUUACAUAGAGCGACUUCCUUGCAUAAAUUGACUGUCAUCACAUUAUCAAAUCGGGAUAUGAUCCUGCCAUUCUGCCAUCAGACUUUCGCUGUCCUGUAUAAAAUCCAAUAAAUAGCUUGGGUUUCGCGAGAUAUAGACCGUCGCGUGUC